ACCGCUUCUGUUUCUCCAAUACUCAACUAGCCGACAUACAGACUUUUGAAAGCUCUCUAUAUCAUUAGGCUACAAGUAUUUCUCUUUUAUAUUGGAACAACCAUGUCCCAGGAGACGGGACUCUGGAGUGUUCGGCGACCACGAGAAACCCUUGGUGGCAUCAAUCCUAACUCUGCUAUACCACAACCCGCAUCAGCAAUGAAGAGAUCAAAUUCAAUCGGACAUGGAGGGGGAUUUGGAGGUAGCCAUAUGCGAUCGGUAUCGGGAUCUAGGCAAUCCCUUGCGCUCGGGCGCUCCAGCCAACAUAUGUUCUCCCGAUCGUCGUCCGGUACGAACCUAGCCGACAUGGGAAUGUCUUCAGUAAAGCGCUCGUCAUUCCAGAAUGUUCCCGGCUCUACAAUAAAAAGUUAUGCUUCCGGUGGUGUACCGAUGCGAAAUUCGGAGAACGAACGGAGGAGCAGUGUCUAUCGUUCCCGAACCUCGACAAACGGCCCCGGGAAUCACCAGAGCUUUUUCCAGCAAGCGCCCCAAGCAGCUGGUGUACCGCGCGAUCCACGACCGUUGAAGGACCGCUCAUUCCAAGCGCGAAUAGGCCAGGAACUUUUGGACUACUUAUCGCAACACAACUUUGAAAUGGAAAUGAAGCAUACUCUAUCACACAAUAUAAUCAAAUCGCCGACCCAGAAGGACUUUAACUACAUGUUCCAAUGGCUAUACCACCGUAUUGAUCCGAGCUAUCGCUUCCAGAAAAAUAUCGAUCAAGAGGUCCCUCCGAUUUUAAAGCAGCUGCGUUAUCCUUAUGAGAAGAGCAUCACCAAAUCACAAAUCUCUGCGGUAGGUGGCCAAAACUGGAGCACCUUUCUAGGAUUGCUCCAUUGGAUGAUGCAGUUAGCACAUAUGCUUGAGGGCUAUUCGUCUAAUCGCUACGAUGAAGCCUGUAUAGAGAGUGGAAUAGACGUUAUUAGCGAUCAUAUUGUUUUCGACUUUCUAAGCUCAGCGUACCGGGAUUGGCUUGCUAUGGAUGAGGAUGCCGGUGACGAUGAUGCUGAGAAAGUACUUGGACCCCACGUGGAAGAUAUGGCGGGGGCUUUCGAGAGGUCUAACUCCAAGUACCUAUUGGAACUUGAGACGCUCGAAGCGGAAAAUGCCAGGUUACUCAAGGAGAUUGAGGAUCUCGAGAAGUCUACUCCAGAUCCUCGUGUUCUCGACAACCACUUCAAAAUUAUGGAGGAGGACAAGGUCAAGUUCGAGGAGUAUAAUGCAUUAGCUUUAUCGAGAUCUGACAAAUACGAAAGCCGCAUCCAAGUUUUACAAGAAGAACUUGACAAACUGAUGGAGGAACUAAGGGAAGCAGAGGAAGAACGCCGCGCAUUACAGAAGGAGGUUGACGACCAAGGUAUCAGCAUGCAGGAUAUCGACCGCAUGACUUCCGAGCGAGAAAGAUUACAGAAGGGUAUAGAGUCUGCCACCCAGCGACUUGACGAUGGCAAAAAGAAGGUAGCGGAGAAGGAAAUGGAAGCCAGCCGUAAGCUCGACGAGCUAGAGAGACUUGUUGACAAGUACAACACGCUCGCUUACCAAAUCGGCCUCAUUCCUGCGACGGCCGUCAAUGCUAAGGGCGUUACAUACGAACUAGCAGUGACCGUCAAUGAGUCGGACUUUACAGGCUCUAUAAUGAAGGGAUCAUACUCGGGUGGAGGGGGAAGCGAACGCCUACUUGCCGAUUCUGUGACGGGCUACCAGCCAGCACAUAUCCUCAACCUGGAACUGCGCGGACACGUUAAGAACAACUUCCUAGCUUUGCGCAAGGAUAUCUCGGAGCGACGGACUGCGGCUAUGGAUGCCAUGAUGAAGGACCACGAUCUGCUUGACGGCAUUAAGGAGGCAAUCGAGGACAAGCGGAACGAGGUCGAGGCUCUGGAACACAGAGUCAGGGCAGCAGAAGAGGAGUACGAGAAGACAAAGGAGGUCACUACGACGCAGAAACUUGCCUCCGAUGCGCAGAUCGAGAAGAUGGAGAAGGAACUCGCCAAGAUGCGAGCUCAGCUCACCGAAUCCGUACAGCUUAUGGAGCAGAGGGAGAUGAACACAAACAUCGAAUAUGAACAAUUAACCCUCCGAGCCAACGCGCUACGCGAGGAACUACACACAGAGAUCGAGAGGAUGCUCAACGACAUCAUCAAGUUCAAGGUGCACAUCCAGAAGAACCUAGAAGACUACGAGGGCUUCGUGACGGACGAGCUCGAGAAGGAGCUCGGCAGCGACGAGAUGCAGGAUGAUACCCGCGGUGUUGAUAUUUGAUUUUUGCCCGGCUGAACUUGCGUUUUAAUUUUCACGAUGCUAUGCUGUACGGAGUUCGGUUGGAUGGGUGCGGAUGAUGACCGUAAUGAGGAUUCGGUGGACGUUAUUGAAUACGGGCGGGAAUGGAUGCCUGAUGUAUGUAUGUAUGCCCGCGUGCUUGUGGAUAGGAUAGAGCGCAGGUUUCAAUAUAUAAGUAACAGCAGAAA
Daldinia loculata is the source of this 2507-nucleotide messenger RNA. RefSeq names its product HEC/Ndc80p family-domain-containing protein. The transcript has 4 exons. The coding region runs from base 103 to 2301 and encodes 732 amino acids. NCBI's taxonomy places the organism in Eukaryota, Fungi, Ascomycota, Sordariomycetes, Xylariales, Hypoxylaceae. The record is from RefSeq and is a predicted model, not a curated record. Gene Ontology annotation, biological process: attachment of mitotic spindle microtubules to kinetochore. Gene Ontology annotation, cellular component: Ndc80 complex.